ACAAGACCUACCGCCCAACGUCUCAGCUCAGGUUCCGGCUCCGUUUUUCGACCUCUCCUCCGUCCAUGGCGCUCCGGUUCGAGGUGUUAGGAAGAUUUAAUCGUGCUCGCGCAGCUCGGUUAACUCUGCCACACUUUACUUGUCAAACGCCACUUUUUAUGCCUGUUGGUACCCAAGGUACAAUAAAAGGCUUGACUACAGACCAGCUAGAGACUAUAGGUUGUCAGAUUAUUCUUGGAAAUACCUACCACCUUGAACUUCGUCCUGGCUCUCAACUUAUUGAUGACUUGGGUGGCCUUCACAAGUUUAUGAAUUGGAAAAGGGCAUUGCUGACUGACUCUGGUGGUUUCCAAAUGGUUUCUUUGCUGCAUUUGGCUGACAUUACUGAGGAAGGAGUUACAUUUCAGUCACCCGUUGAUGGGAAACCCAUGCUCUUGACGCCUGAGGAAUCAAUCCAUAUUCAGAACAACAUUGGAGCUGAUAUAAUCAUGGCUCUUGACGAUGUUGUUAAGACAACAAUUACCGGCCCGAGGAUAGAGGAAGCUAUGUAUCGUACCCUUCGUUGGAUUGAUAGGUGCAUAGCUGCUCACAAGAAACCUGAUGUUCAAAACUUAUUUGGGAUUGUGCAAGGAGGAUUAGAUCCGGUUCUGAGAGAUAUUUGCGUGAGGGGCUUGGUUGAGCGGAACCUUCCCGGAUAUGCCAUUGGUGGUCUUGCAGGUGGUGAAGAUAAAGACUCGUUUUGGCGUGUUGUUGCCCAGUGCACCGCUGGAUUGCCUGAAGAUAAACCACGAUAUGUUAUGGGUGUUGGUUAUCCACUUGAUAUUGUAGUAUGCAGUGCUUUGGGUGCAGAUAUGUAUGACUGUGUCUAUCCAACACGCACUGCUCGCUUUGGGAGCGCACUUGUGCCUGAGGGUGUUCUGAAGUUGAAACAAAAUGCAAUGGCAACUGACGAACGGCCCAUUGAUCCUUCCUGUCCAUGUAUGGUCUGCAAGAACUAUACCCGUGCAUACUUGCAUUGUCUGGUCACGAAAGAUCCUAUGGGUUCUCAACUGCUGUCAUAUCACAAUUUAUCAUUUAUGGCGCGGUUAAGUAGAGAUCUCCACAUGUCGAUUCUUGAAGGGCGAUUUCCAGAAUUCGUUAGAGGAUUCUUGAGGGUGCAGUUCCCAAAGGGCGACGUGCCAAAGUGGGUUCACAAUGCAAUGGAGGUUGCUGGCAUCGACAUAUCGGAGUGCUGCACCCCGACCAACUGCCAGCACGACGCAAUGGAGGCUGCCGGCGUCGACAUUUCGGACUUCUGCCCUCCCACCAAAUGCCCCUGACGCGGAACGCUCAGGGGCAUUCAUUACGGAUACCACGAUACCAGUUGACUAUAGGGGAGGGUUGUCGCGUGGAAGUGAUCCCUCAUACUUAACAUGACGCGUUUUCACGAGGUUUUUUUUGGGUCAUAGACUGUAGGCCUGGCUCUCAUCCAUUGCUUCAGCAUAGAAUUUUCCAACAGUAUGCUGAAGUCAGCCGCCCAUAGGUUUUGAUAGUCUCCAAGGUGUUAUAGUACGUAUCUGUCAUUGAUUGUUUGCAAGCUGCUGCAAAUGUUUUUGCUGCAAGGACAGUCCACGGGAAGUUGUAACAGCAUCAUUAUUUAUACUCACGAAAAUUGUUACUGUGACGCAGGUCAUUUUGUUUCA
This is a messenger RNA of Triticum aestivum (bread wheat), 1682 nucleotides long. RefSeq names its product queuine tRNA-ribosyltransferase catalytic subunit 1. Gene Ontology annotation, cellular component: cytosol. Gene Ontology annotation, molecular function: tRNA-guanosine(34) queuine transglycosylase activity. The transcript has 16 exons. Bases 66 to 1319 code for a protein of 417 amino acids. NCBI's taxonomy places the organism in Eukaryota, Viridiplantae, Streptophyta, Magnoliopsida, Poales, Poaceae. The record is from RefSeq and is a predicted model, not a curated record.